AUGUCUCAACUCCUCUGUAACGAAUGCAAGACAACUGGUGAUGAGAAGAACUUCUACGUUUGCACCGCCCACUUUCCCGACUCAUCGUUUCCGCAUGCCGAGCAACUUCACGAGGUGUCUGUGUGCGCGCACUGCUGCAUCACAAAUCAUUGGGGAUGCGGCGCCGAAAAGCCUCAAACAAUUGACAAAUUUCUGAGCACCAGCGCCGCGAAGAGGCUCAAGGAGAAUUUCAACCAGUGUGAAGAGCUGCUCAGGGACAUUGUCGAUGGUUUCAACGAGCUCAAAGAAGAAGCCCUGGUGAUUGUGAAGAAGCCAAUCCACGCGGAGAACGAUUUUGAGAAGAUAGCGGCACCACUCGAGAAGUUUAAAGUUGCAAUGGGCCAGGGCCAUAUAAUGCUCACGGGGAUCAAGGGUCUUGUUAAAUCCACGCUUAAAGACGACCACGACGCGAAGUUACACCCACAAAGCGUUGCCAAUAGUUCCGGAUUCAAGAUGAAAAAGCAAGAGGUUGCGCCAAUCGCUGUUCCAAAGUCGCCCGGAUCGUUCCAACCGCGCAAGAUUCUUGUGGCCAUGCAAGAUGCAGUAAGGCGUGAACCUGAGAUACCUUUUAAUAGUGGCCAUCAAGCAGCACAAACUUUCGGCGGUAAUGGCUCCAACGGUGGUCCUUCUACUACUUCGUACGGAUUUAAUGGUGGCAUCCGAAAAGCGCAAGGAUUUUUUGUUCCGGAUAAAUAUCUUAAAGGAAUA
Mesorhabditis belari is the source of this 747-nucleotide messenger RNA. Lineage: Eukaryota; Metazoa; Nematoda; Chromadorea; Rhabditida; Rhabditidae. The record is from the annotation of a GenBank genome assembly.